AUGGGGCAUAUGACGAAAGAUUGCACACAGUCGUGUCAGACUAGUAACCGAGGUGCCACGAGCUCGAUAGGAUCAGUUCCCAUAACAAGACCAGCUACAACACCAUCUGCCACCAGAAAUGAACAAAGGCAAGGAAGGGUUUUUGCACUGAUUCCAGGGGAUACUCAAAAUACUGAGGUAGUAGUAUCAGGUACAAUCUCCAUUUGUGGUAAACUUGCUCAUACUUUAAUUGAUUCCAGGUCUACACAUUCGUUUAUUUCUAUGGCUUUUGCUGAAACAUUGAAUAGACCUAUGGAAACAUUGAACUAUAUACUAUGUGUUGCAUCACCUACGAGGGGAUCCAUGUUAUGUUCAACUAUAUUUGUUGCAUGUGAAGUAUUUCUCAGGAAUGCUACCUUUUAUGCCGAUUUAAUACCUUUAGACAUGAGACAUUUUGAUGUUAUUUUGGGUAUGGAUUGGCUAGCUAAAUAUGAUGCAACUAUUGAUUGUGCCUUGAAACGAGUGAUAUUCCGACCUCCCGGACAAGAAGAAUUUUAUUUUGAGGGAAAAUGGGUAGUUUCACCACCAUACCUCACAUCUGCCAUGAAAGCCCGAAAACUAAUAAAUAGGGGUUUUCAAGGGUAUUUGUGUAGUGUAAUAACCGAACCAAUGGUAGACAUUACUCUAGACAAUAUACCAGUGGUGAGAGAUUUUCUUGAUGUGUUUCCGGAUGAAUUACUUGGCCAAUUUGUUGAUAGAGAGAUUGAAUUCACAAUUGAUGUAAUACCAGGAACUCAACCAAUUUCUAAAACUUCCUACCGUAUGUCUACCACUGAAAUGAAAGAAUUGAAAACUCAGUUGCAGGAACUGCUUGAUAAGGGCUUUAUUCAUCCAAGUACUUCACCGUGGGAAGCACUGGUAUUGUUUGCAAAGAAGAAAGAUGACACUCUCUGA
Molecule: messenger RNA, 933 nt
Organism: Camellia sinensis
Lineage: Eukaryota; Viridiplantae; Streptophyta; Magnoliopsida; Ericales; Theaceae
Source: RefSeq, a predicted model, not a curated record